AUGGCAGCAGACCGCGUCGCGCAGCUCGCCACGCACCUCAACUACCCGCGCGGCAUGCUCGCCGGGCAGGUGGCCAUUGUCACGGGCAGCGGGCAGGGCAUCGGCGCCGAGACGGCGCGCCUGUUUGCCAACGAGGGCGCCAAGGUGGUCGUCGCCGACAUUGACGCCGCCAAGGCCCAAGCCGUCGUCGACAGCAUCACCUCCUCCGGCGGCCAAGCCAUCGCCGUCCCCGGUGACAUCUUGCAAGCCAGCUACAUCGACACGCUCGUCUCGCGCGCCGCCGCCUUCGGGUCCGGCAAGAUCCACAUCAUCGUCAACAACGCGGGCUACACGUGGGACGGCGUCAUCCACAAGACCAGCGACGCCCAGUGGGAGACCAUCAUCGCGCUGCACUGCACCGCGCCCUUCCGCCUCGUCCGCGCCGCGGCGCCCUACUUCCGCGUCCGCGACGGCGAGCCCCGCUCCAUCGUCAACAUCUCCAGCACGAGCGGCAUCCACGGCAACGCGGGCCAGAUCAACUACGCGCUCGCGAAAGCGGGAGUCACGGGCAUGACCAAGACGAUUGCCAAGGAGUGGGGGCCGCAGUUUGGCGUGCGGUGCAAUGCCGUGGCGUUUGGGCACAUUGAGACGAGGCUCACGGCCGCCAAGGAGGAUGGCGCGUUUGUGCUGGGGCCGGGGGGCGAGAAGAUCCCGCUGGGGAUUCCGCAGAAGCAGCGCGAUGCGAAGAAGGGAAGCGCCGCUGAAGAUAAGGCAAAGGUCGCCGCGCCCAAGUUUCCGGAUAUUCCUCUGGGCCGGCCCGGGUCCGCGACCGAGGCGGCGGGGAGUAUCCUGGCGGUGGCGAGCCCGCUGUUUGCGUACGUCACGGGGCAGACGAUAAUGGUGACGGGCGGGCGGAACAUGUAG
Molecule: messenger RNA, 903 nt
Organism: Purpureocillium lilacinum
Lineage: Eukaryota; Fungi; Ascomycota; Sordariomycetes; Hypocreales; Ophiocordycipitaceae
Source: RefSeq, a predicted model, not a curated record